Molecule: messenger RNA, 912 nt
Organism: Acanthamoeba castellanii str. Neff
Lineage: Eukaryota; Discosea; Longamoebia; Acanthamoebidae
Product: oxidoreductase, short chain dehydrogenase/reductase superfamily protein
Exons: 10
Molecular function (GO): oxidoreductase activity
Source: RefSeq, a predicted model, not a curated record
AAAGUGGUCGUGUCACCGGCCGAGCGCAGUCGGUCGGCGGUGCUGGUCACGGGCACCUCGUCGGGCAUUGGCCGGGCCGCCGUCGCGCGACUCGCAGCCUCUGGCUUCCACGUCUUUGCGUCGGUGCGAAAGGACAAGGACGCGGCGGCACUGCAGAAACUGGCGGACGAGCUGGGGUGCCGGGACCGCAUCACGCCGGUCAUGAUGGAGGUAACGGACGAGCAGAGCGUGGCGGAUGCCGAGCAAGUCGUGCACAAGUGCCUGGACGAGCAGGGCCUCAAGUUGAUGGCGAUCAUCAACAACGCCGGCAUCGCAGGCAGAGCCCCCGUUGAACUCGUCAGCCCCAAGAACGUGCAGCACAUGAUCAACGUGAACGUGAUGGGCGUGCUCCACAUCUGCCAAGCCUUUCUGCCGCACCUGAGGGCCGCAGGCGGCGGUGCCACGAUCGUCAACAUCUCCUCGGUGCUUGGCGGCUUCGUGGUUCCCUACCGCUCCGUCUACUCGGCAUCGAAGGCGGCGAUGGAAGCUCUGUCGGACGGGCUUCGCGUUGAGCUCCGGUCGUGGGGCAUCAACGUGGUGGUCGUGCAACCGGGCUACGUGCAGACCGACAUCAGCCUGAACAGCUUUGCCGCUGAUCUCGAGUUGGCCAAGUGCCCCAAGGAGAGGGCGGUGCUGUACCCCUACUUCGGGCAGUGGCUCAAGAAGAAGGCGGCGGCCGCUGGUCGAAGUCAGCACAUCGAUCAGGGCAUCCCGCCCGCCGAGGUCGCACACCUGCUCGAGAAGAUCAUCACCGCACUCACUCCCUUGUACAUGGUAGGGCGCGAGGCCUGGGUCGUACGGCUCUGCCGCGUGUUGCCCACCUUCAUCCUCGACUGGGUGUUGUUCACCUACCUGGCCCAGAGCUCAUCCUGA